ACUGUCAUAAUAAUGUACAAUUAUACUACUAGUCCCAUCAAACAACUACUACACUGUCAUAGUAAUGUACAAUUAUACUACUAGUCCCAUCAAACAACUACUAUACUGUCAUAAGAAUGUAAAAUUAUACUACUAGUACCUUCAAACAACUACUAUACUGUCAUAAGAAUGUAAAUUGAUAUUAGGCCCAUCAUACAAUUACUAUACGUUUGCAUUAUAAACGUUUGCUUUUGUUCCAUUCAUUGUGUACAGUUUUGGUUAUUUGGCAUCCAAAUAUUACCAAAAUAUCACGAUCCCGUUCUAACGGUUUUCGAUGACUCAAUACCACGUCAUCUUUUGUCUGUCACGUUCCCUUUAAGCGAGGAAUGUAAACAAACUGAUUACAGUCUGCAAAGUUCCCACGAUUCCUCACAUACCUGUGGCGUCCACAGAACUUCCCCAUUAGCAUACCUGACAUACCCGAGACUGACACCAAACCCAGUCGGCCUACACAAAGGGAGCAAAGCAGUCUCUGAGAAUAGAUGAUUUCUGGACCACACCUGCUCGUAACGCUAGUUUAAGCAACACUUACACCUCCACACAGCUACUAAAAAUACAUCUGAAGAAACCAGAAGUCUAACAAAACAUUAGAUUUUACUUGCUCGACAUAAACAGCAAAGACAAAAGUGAUGAAAAUAUGGUGACGCACCUCCUGAAACUACUUUCUACCCUGCAAAAAGUUAAUAUCUUUCAUUGUAGGUUUGUGAUGCAACGGUGGGUAAUUCCCUGUAAAUUAACUCUCGACGCUGCUCUGCCAACGCACGUCUGAGCUAAUGAGAAUCGUUCCAUUCACAAAAUGUGGACAAACAGCAAUCACAACAUUUCUGUGCUCAAAGAGAUCCGCCCACCACGCUUGUGUGACUGCAAUCCCCAUGGUGACGUUGAGCUUUAGAGUUAUUUGAGGAAGACGAGGUGACUCACCUGUACUGGAUUUGACCUAGAAGGUGAUCGUAUGUGUCUUCUCUAAGAUAUAAUUCAGAUAAGACGGAAAAAUUGAUUCAGUCCUUUCAAUGAUGGCAGAACACGGAGACCCUUGCACUGGGUCAGAAGUCAACUUUUGUAUGAAUGGAGGAAUGUGCUUUAGAAUACACUCCGUGUCUACACCCACUUGUGUGUGCAGUGCAAACUAUGAGGGCAGCAGAUGUGAGCAGUUUCAGCUGUUCAGUUUCUCACACAGCAGUGAGGAGAAGGGAAUGAUCGCAGCCGCAGUCAUCAUCGUGCUUCUCAUCAUAGUAGUGCUCUGCGUGGUCAUAUAUUACAUCUGCAAAAUGAAGAGAUCUGCCCAAAGGCAACCGAAACCUGAAGAAAAGUACUUGAGAGACAAUUCAACAGUGUGAUAUUUUAUAUUGCUGUGUGAUUCGACACGUGGACUCAUUGGGGU
Triplophysa rosa is the source of this 1420-nucleotide messenger RNA. Its product is annotated as pro-neuregulin-4, membrane-bound isoform-like. Gene Ontology annotation, biological process: epidermal growth factor receptor signaling pathway; positive regulation of cell population proliferation; positive regulation of mitotic nuclear division. The transcript is spliced from 5 exons. The coding region runs from base 1050 to 1376 and encodes 108 amino acids. Lineage: Eukaryota; Metazoa; Chordata; Actinopteri; Cypriniformes; Nemacheilidae. The record is from RefSeq and is a predicted model, not a curated record.